AGCGAGAGCAACAAACUUCACGAAUCGAUUAUUGAAAAAAGAAGCUACGUGGUUUGGCGGUGAUAGUAUCUGGAUUAUUUCCAUGAGGCGACGGAGUGGAGCUACAUGUCACUCUCUUACUCUAUGUCUAUUAUUCUUACUGACGGCGGCGGUGACGGCGGAGCGUGAAAAUAACUCAUCUUCGGCAAGUCUAUUUUGGUCCACUGCCAAAGAAGAGGAGGAUCUGUUGCGUAAGACUGAACCUAACGACGAUUCUUCGGCGCCUUCUGUUGUCAGCGAUCCUGAUCAGCUUGACGGCGGUUUUUCUUCUCUUGAUGGAAUGUUACAGUGGGCCAUAGGUCAUUCUGAUCCAGCUAAGUUGAAGGAAUCCGCGCAAGAUGUCCAGCGUUUAUCUCCUUCUGAGCUCAAGAAGCGUCAAAUGGAAAUAAAGGAACUCAUGGAGAAGUUGAAAAUGCCAUCAGAUGCACAGUUGAUGCAAAUUGCGAUAGAUGAUUUAAAUAAUUCUUCUCUAUCUUUAGAAGAUCGCCACCGUGCAUUGCAGGAGCUUUUGAUUCUUGUUGAGCCCAUAGAUAACGCAAAUGAUCUGAGCAAACUUGGGGGCUUUGCUGUGCUUGUACGAGAGUUUAAUCACCCGGACACAGAUAUAAGGAAAGUUUCUGCAUGGAUUCUUGGGAAAGCCAGUCAAAAUAACCCAUUUGUUCAGAAGCAGGUCCUUGAUCUUGGAGCGCUGUCAAAGCUAAUGAAGAUGGUAAAAUCUAGUUUCGUAGAAGAAGCUGUAAAAGCACUAUAUGCUGUUUCAGCCUUGAUUCGAAAUAAUGUAGCUGGUCAGGAAUUGUUCUAUGCUGAAGCUGGAGAUUUGAUGCUUCAGGACAUACUGAGCAACUCAAGCAUUGACAUCAGACUUCGUAGAAAAGCUGUGUUUCUUGUUGCUGAGUUGGCUGAGUGUCAAUUAGAAAAUAUGCACAAAGUGGAGCUGCCUUUUUUCAGUAAUCGCUUGUUCUUGAAGUCUGUGGUUGAUCUAACAGCAUCAACUGAUCUUGAUCUACAGGAGAAGGCCCUUGUUGCGAUUAAGAAUCUACUGCAACUCAGAACAAUAGAAGCCCUGGUUUUAAAGGACUUUUGUGGUUUGGAUACUGCCUUGGAGAGGUUAAGGCAGCAGCUGCGGGAUUUAAUGCUAGAGGAAUAUCAAAGAGAUUAUGCUAUGGAUUUGGAAGCCCUCCGUAAAGAAGUGGAGCUAGUUUUUCAUACAAGGCUGGGUAUGGGGACAAAGGUUCCAACGUGAUUUGAUGAUGGGCAACUGUACUACGGUGGUUAUAUGAU
This is a messenger RNA of Pistacia vera, 1320 nucleotides long. Its product is annotated as hsp70 nucleotide exchange factor FES1. The coding region runs from base 83 to 1282 and encodes 399 amino acids. The transcript has 9 exons. The record is from RefSeq and is a predicted model, not a curated record. Lineage: Eukaryota; Viridiplantae; Streptophyta; Magnoliopsida; Sapindales; Anacardiaceae.